AUGGAUGAAAUAUCGAAAAUGAACGAAACAAUCUACAGAUUUCGUUUUGGUAUUACUGAGAAAACUAUUCGAAUUACACAACAACAACUUAAUCAUUUUCCUUAUUUACUUGCUCUUAUAAAUCAUAGAGAUGAUUUCUCAGUCAAUAAGAACGACAAUGGUGAAUACAUAUUAGACUACCCUAUUUGUUAUGACUGGUUUAUGGCGAUCUUUCAAUCGGUUAUUAAACAACAGCCAUCUGUUCUAUUCACUGAAUUAACACACGAAGCAGAUGUGUUACGUGUACUUGAACUUUAUGAUUAUCUAUGUAUUGAGCCAUUACCACUUCCUCUUCUUAAAAACCAAAAACUUGUUUUGACAAAUCUCAUUGAUAUUGAUGAUGUGAACAAACAUAUUCAAUGGCGUCCAGCGAAUAUUCGUGAAGCACGAAAUAUAGCUGCUCAAUUUAUCAUUAGUCUUAGUAAAAUGCUUACAACUUAA
Molecule: messenger RNA, 480 nt
Organism: Adineta steineri
Lineage: Eukaryota; Metazoa; Rotifera; Eurotatoria; Adinetida; Adinetidae
Source: the annotation of a GenBank genome assembly